UUCUUUUUUUUCCCGAAGCAUCAGUCGAUCACAAGACAAAUGCUUUGAAUUGGUCUUUGCGUCACACAUGAACAAAGUAGUAACAGUAUAUCUUAUCUUAAUGGGUUCUCAGAUUCUUAAAAUCUCACCUUUUGCUUCUUCAACACCUCUAAUUUUCAACUCCACCACCCCGUUCUUGAGAUUCCAAGCCAAAAGAGUUGUCACCCAACUCAGAUUCUCAUCAUCAAAGCCUCUCAUUUCAUCAUCAUCAUCAUCAUCUGAAUUUGGGUUUGUUCCUUCAAGUAAGAGGGGGUUCAAAAGUGGGGUUGUUGCUAUGGCUACACCAGGGUCUGUUCAGAAAUCAGAAGAGGAUUGGCGUGCAGUUCUCUCCCCUGAACAAUUCCGUAUUCUAAGACAGAAAGGCACCGAGUAUCCAGGUACUGGAGAAUAUGACAAGUUUUUUGGUGAAGGAGUCUACCAAUGUGCAGGAUGUGGCACUCCCCUCUACAAGUCCACAACAAAAUUCAACUCAGGCUGUGGCUGGCCAGCUUUCUUUGAGGGUCUUCCUGGAGCAAUUAAUCGCACUGCUGACCCUGAUGGCAGGAGGAUCGAGAUUACUUGUGCAGCUUGUGGUGGCCAUCUUGGUCAUGUUUUCAAGGGUGAGGGGUUCCCUACCCCAACUGAUGAGCGCCAUUGUGUCAAUAGUGUUUCCCUCAAGUUUACACCAGCAAAUUCUUAAUCCAUCGCACUUGGGAUGUGAUGGUUAUUAUCACAGCUUUAUAUCUCUCUUAUAGUUUAUGUAGAUGCUAUGUUAACUACUGAUGACAGUGUUGUGUUUCGGAAAUAAAAGUUACUUUUACUCU
Molecule: messenger RNA, 842 nt
Organism: Lycium barbarum (goji berry)
Lineage: Eukaryota; Viridiplantae; Streptophyta; Magnoliopsida; Solanales; Solanaceae
Product: peptide methionine sulfoxide reductase B5-like
Exons: 3
Coding region: 68-718 (216 amino acids)
Biological process (GO): response to oxidative stress; protein repair
Molecular function (GO): peptide-methionine (R)-S-oxide reductase activity
Source: RefSeq, a predicted model, not a curated record